AUGCCUUCUAAAUUCACUGAAAUACUUGAUCCCCAACAUCGAACAACAUCCCCUCAGGACGAUGUACGACUAGAGGACAUUAUAGGUGCCGCCAACAUGUCAGUUCGAGAUCGAACAUCCUCCGAGGCCAGUUCAACAAGUCCCAGUUCGUCAAGUGCGGAUGGCGACAAUAUCGAGGAGAAGCCGAGGAGAAAGAGGCUCUCACGGUUACUGUCAGGUGGCAAGCGAUGA
Cladophialophora immunda is the source of this 231-nucleotide messenger RNA. RefSeq lists its product as uncharacterized. The transcript has a single exon. The record is from RefSeq and is a predicted model, not a curated record. Lineage: Eukaryota; Fungi; Ascomycota; Eurotiomycetes; Chaetothyriales; Herpotrichiellaceae. Bases 1 to 231 code for a protein of 76 amino acids.